AGUAGAUACCCAUCAUCUCGCCUGGCCCCCUCAGGAACAGAGGGGAGGCCCCCCUGCCCGGAGCCUGGGUUUCAGGAGAAGUAGCAGGUGUCACUUCCUGGGCUGGCCAAAGCCUUCAUGGGGCCACCCGUUGCCCUGCCCCCCGUCCCCCAUUCCAGCUGUGAGUGGUGGUUUGGGAUGGGGGGGCGGCAGGGGGGGCUUGGAAACCCAGAGAGCCACGCGUGAUGGUUUCAAACAGGAGGUCAUUGGCAGACAGACCAGGGGCAAAAUCACAGUCAGCCGGGACCAAUGACUGAUCUCUCUGUGCCUCGGUUUCCUUCAUAAAGUUGGGGUUGCCUCUGAGGGCAUGGCAUGAAGAUUGGAUGAGCAGAUGUGUGUGAAUAGUUGGGUACAGGGUCGCACACAUACUGGUGCUCCGUGUGUAUCUGUCUGCCAGAGGUGGGGUGAGGCAAUCUAAUUGAAACUGUAAAAACAGUAGUGAGAUUCUUGGUUUCUGGGGAACUUGGGCUCCUUGGUUCUUGGGAUCUUCUAGAACAAUGUUGGCCGUAGGAAUUUCUCAUCUGUGCCAUCCAAUACAGCAGCCACCAGCCCCCAUGUGGCUACUGAGCCUUGGAAGAGAGGCUGGCACAGCUGAGGAGCUGGGCAUAUAAUUGUAUGUAUGUAUGUAUAUAUUUAUUUAUUUAAUUAUUAUUUUUUUAAGACAGAAUCUCACUCUUUCAACCAGGUUGGAGUGCAGUGGGGCAAUCUUGGCUCACUACAACCUCCGCCUCCCAGGUUCAAGCGAUUCUCCUGCCUCAUCCUCCCAAGUAGCUGGGACUACAGAUGGGGAAACUGAGGCACGGAGCUGGACAGUAACUCAGACACCAGGAGCCGCCUGGAGUGGAGCUGAGAGCUCAGGUCUGGGCUCAGCCAGUCCAGAGUGCAAAUCUACUGUCCCUUCCUAGCUGUGUGAUCUUGGCAAGUGACUUCCCCUCUGGGGGAGGGGAGGGCUCAGUUUUCCCAUCUGUGAAGUGGAUCAGAGCUUUCCUGUCAAGACAGGCACUGGACGGGGCCUGCAGGGGUCUCCACAGAGACCAUCAGGAUGUCGUAUUUUGGGGAGCAUUUUUGGGGCGAGAAAAAUCAUGGCUUUGAGGUCCUGUACCACAGCGUGAAGCAGGGGCCCAUCUCCACCAAGGAGCUGGCGGACUUCAUCCGGGAGAGGGCCACCAUCGAGGAGACCUACUCGAAGGCGAUGGCGAAACUCUCCAAGCUAGCCAGUAACGGGACCCCCAUGGGGACCUUCGCCCCGCUCUGGGAGGUCUUCCGCGUCUCCUCGGACAAGCUGGCGCUGUGCCACCUGGAACUGACACGGAAGUUACAGGAUCUCAUCAAGGACGUUCUUCGCUACGGCGAGGAACAGCUCAAGACCCACAAGAAGUGCAAGGAGGAAGUGGUGGGCACCUUGGAUGCUGUGCAGGUACUCUCGGGCGUCAGCCAGCUCCUGCCCAAGUCCCGCGAGAACUACCUGAACCGUUGCAUGGACCAGGAGCGGCUGCGGAGGGAGAGUACCAGCCAGAAGGAGAUGGACAAGGCAGAGACUAAAACCAAGAAGGCGGCAGAGAGCCUGCGGCGCUCAGUGGAAAAAUACAACUCAGCCCGAGCUGACUUUGAGCAGAAGAUGCUGGACUCAGCCCUGCGCUUCCAAGCCAUGGAGGAGACACACCUGAGGCACAUGAAGGCGCUGCUGGGCUCCUAUGCUCACUCGGUGGAGGACACGCACGUGCAGAUUGGGCAGGUGCAUGAGGAAUUUAAGCAGAACAUCGAGAACGUCAGCGUGGAGAUGCUACUCAGGAAGUUUGCAGAGAGUAAGGGCACAGGCCGGGAGAAGCCUGGACCUCUGGACUUCGAGGCAUACAGCGCGGCUGCCCUGCAGGAAGCGAUGAAACGUUUGCGGGGAGCCAAGGCCUUUCGCCUUCCUGGACUAAGCCGGCGGGAGCGGGAGCCGGAGCCACCUGCAGCUGUAGAUUUCCUGGAGCCCGAUUCAGGGACAUGUCCAGAGGUGGAUGAAGAAGGUUUCACUGUCCGGCCUGAUGUGACCCAGAACAGCACGGCCGAGCCCUCCCGUUUCUCGUCCAGCGACUCCGACUUCGACGAUGAAGAGCCCCGCAAGUUCUAUGUUCACAUCAAGCCCGCCCCAGCCCGGGCUCCAGCCUGCAGCCCUGAGGCAGCAGCGGCACAGCUCAGGGCCACCGCAGGCAGCCUCAUCCUUCCUCCUGGCCCAGGGGGCACCAUGAAACGCCAUUCUUCACGGGACGCUGCUGGGAAACCCCAGAGACCUCGGUCUGCCCCCAGAACCAGCAGCUGUGCAGAGAGAUUGCAGUCAGAGGAGCAGGUGUCCAAGAACCUCUUUGGGCCGCCCCUGGAGUCAGCCUUUGACCACGAAGAUUUUACAGGCUCUAGCAGCCUGGGCUUCACCUCCAGCCCCUCCCCUUUCUCCUCCUCGUCGCCCGAAAACGUGGAGGAUUCCGGCCUGGACUCUCCGUCCCACGCGGCACCUGGCCCCUCCCCAGAUUCCUGGGUCCCCCGCCCAGGCACCCCGCAGAGCCCGCCCAGCUGUAGGGCGCCACCCCCAGAGGCCAGGGGUAUCCGGGCACCGCCUCUGCCAGACUCGCCGCAGCCCCUCGCCCCGUCUCCAGGACCCUGGGGGCUGGAGGCCUUGGCCGGAGGAGACCUGAUGCCUGCACCUGCUGACCCCACAGCCAGGGAGGGCCUGGCAGCCCCACCCAGGAGACUUCGCUCUAGGAAGGUGUCCUGCCCUCUCACACGUAGCAACGGGGACCUGUCUCGUUCCCUGAGCCCCUCCCCACUGGGCUCUUCAGCCCCCAGCACUGCCUUGGAACGGCCCAGCUUCUUAUCCCAGACAGGACACGGAGUCUCCCGGGGUCCGAGCCCUGUGGUCCUGGGCUCCCAGGAUGCCCUGCCCAUAGCCACAGCCUUCACGGAGUACGUCCAUGCCUACUUCCGUGGCCACAGCCCCAGCUGCCUGGCUCGAGUAACUGGGGAGCUGACCAUGACCUUCCCUGCUGGCAUCGUGCGUGUGUUCAGCGGGACCCCACCCCCACCUGUCCUCAGCUUCCGGCUUGUACACACAACCUCUAUUGAGCACUUCCAGCCCAACGCCGAUCUGCUCUUCAGUGACCCCUCCCAGAGUGACCCUGAGACCAAAGACUUCUGGCUCAACAUGGCAGCUCUGACCGAGGCCCUGCAGCGCCAGGCAGAGCAGAACCCCACCGCCUCCUACUACAACGUGGUGCUGCUGCGAUACCAGUUCUCCCGCCCGGGUCCCCAGUCUGUGCCUCUGCAGCUCAGUGCCCACUGGCAGUGUGGGGCCACCCUCACCCAGGUCUCAGUGGAGUACGGCUACCGGCCCGGUGCCACGGCUGUGCCCACGCCGCUCACGAACGUCCAGAUCCUGCUGCCUGUGGGGGAGCCUGUGACCAACGUCCGCCUGCAGCCGGCCGCCACCUGGAACCUGGAGGAGAAGCGGCUCACUUGGAGGCUUCCAGAUGUGUCCGAGGCAGGGGGUUCUGGCCGCCUGUCUGCCAGCUGGGAGCCGCUCUCAGGGCCCAGCACACCCAGCCCCGUGGCUGCACAGUUCACCAGCGAGGGGGCCACUCUGUCGGGCGUGGACUUGGAACUGGUGGGCAGCGGUUACCGCAUGUCGCUGGUGAAGAGGAGGUUUGCCACAGGGAUGUACCUGGUGAGCUGCUGAACCCGCAAAUGCUGCUGCCCCAGCUCUACACUGCGCCCUGGUGCUGGCUGACCGCCCCCUGCCCUCCUGCUGGACCCUGGGGCCUCCCACCCCAGCCUCCCUGAGGCCCAUACUCCACGGAGAGGAGCCCCACGCCCAGCCUGGCUGAGCCCGAGAUUCGCUCCUCCCCCUCAUGCCAACCCCACACAGGUCCUGGCCUUUUAACGUUCUUUGAAUAAACACUUUAUUUUCUAAUAAAAUAAAAAAGGAAACCUUUUCCUGCUC
Pongo pygmaeus (Bornean orangutan) is the source of this 4015-nucleotide messenger RNA. RefSeq names its product FCH and mu domain containing endocytic adaptor 1 (gene FCHO1). Gene Ontology annotation, cellular component: plasma membrane; cytoplasm; clathrin-coated pit. Gene Ontology annotation, biological process: clathrin coat assembly; clathrin-dependent endocytosis. The coding region runs from base 1082 to 3751 and encodes 889 amino acids. The transcript has 29 exons. The record is from RefSeq and is a predicted model, not a curated record. NCBI's taxonomy places the organism in Eukaryota, Metazoa, Chordata, Mammalia, Primates, Hominidae.